Penicillium bovifimosum is the source of this 1254-nucleotide messenger RNA. RefSeq names its product putative C2H2 finger domain protein. Gene Ontology annotation, cellular component: nucleus. Gene Ontology annotation, molecular function: DNA binding. The record is from RefSeq and is a predicted model, not a curated record. Lineage: Eukaryota; Fungi; Ascomycota; Eurotiomycetes; Eurotiales; Aspergillaceae. The coding region runs from base 1 to 1254 and encodes 417 amino acids. The transcript is spliced from 3 exons.
AUGGGCAAGAGAAGACGUGGUCCUUCUCUCGAGGAGCUCCUGGAUCGUCCCUGGUGCUAUUACUGCGAGCGCGACUUCGAUGAUUUGAAGAUUCUCAUCUCUCAUCAGAAGGCUAAGCAUUACAAAUGUGACAACUGUGGUCGCAGACUGAAUACCGCCGGAGGUCUUUCCGUUCAUUUGAGCCAGGUCCAUAAGGAGCAAUUGACCCAGGUCGCCAAUGCGCUGCCAAAUCGUAUGGGCCCUGACGUUGAGAUCUUUGGCAUGGAGGGCAUUCCCCAAGACGUCCUUGUUGCUCACCAGCAGCGUGUCGCUUCACAGUUCCAACAAGCCGAGCUGGAUCGCCAGCAUGCGACAGGGAAUCCUCCUGCCGGCGCUCCGGCUGCCGGUGCCCCCGCGGCGAGGAGACCCAAACUCGAUAUGGACGAGAUGAAGAAGCGUUUGGCCGAGCAUAAGGCAAAGCGUGCAGAGGCGCUUGCCGGAGGUAGCAGCGGUGACGUGACCCCCAAUGCUUCCGUUCAGUCCAGCACCACACCCAGUGGAUACGCGCAAUCGUCUCAGGUCGCAGCUGCGCCUGCUCAGCAGUAUUCUUAUCCUCCGCCUUACGGUGGGCCCCCCGCCGCUGUGGCAUCUCCUUACCCGCAGACCGGUAGUCCUGUCUAUGCAACUUACUCACCAGCUGCCGGUGCUUCGCCUUACACUCCGUCAAUGUACCCCCAGCCGUACCCCGCCGCGCUUCCGCAGUCCUUCCCGCCCGGAUUUCCCGCGCCGCCCCUGGCCACGUACGGAGCUCCUGCUUUCACUCCCCAGCAAGCGCCACCUUCAGAUAUCAGACACUCGGGCCUACCGGCUGCCUCGAGCCUUCCCCAGCGUCCUGCUUUUGCUGCUCCCCCAGUCAACGCUGCCCAGAUGCAGCAGAUGCAUAUGGGACACCUGCCUCAGGCGCCCGUAGCUUCGAGUCCUUCUAACGGAGAUAGCGCCCAAGCAACCGAACAAGUCUCCACGCCUGUCGACCGUCAGACCUCAGAUGCACCCAAGGGCGCCGACGGGAAGACAGUGAAUGGUACCAAGCCCAAGAAGGAAACACGACUUGUUUACAACGAAGAAACACUUAGCCCGGAGGAGAAGAAGGCUCAGCUUCCGAAGUACGCAUUCGUCCCUGACAAGAGCAUUCCAACUGCCCUUGGCGAGCUUCCCGGCAACGCAGUCGUGGGCACCAUCCGGGAUUCCGACACGGUGAUUGAUCCGGUCCGCUAA